Molecule: messenger RNA, 2162 nt
Organism: Hypoxylon fragiforme
Lineage: Eukaryota; Fungi; Ascomycota; Sordariomycetes; Xylariales; Hypoxylaceae
Exons: 2
Coding region: 516-1889 (457 amino acids)
Biological process (GO): RNA processing
Cellular component (GO): nucleus
Molecular function (GO): mRNA binding
Source: RefSeq, a predicted model, not a curated record
AAAAAAUCCAUACUCGGCGGACCCUGGCACUAAAGCUACUAAGGUAUCCACUAUAACUUACUAUCCACUUUCAAUUCUGCAAGUCGCAACAAACGCAACAAGCUUCGUUCCUUUUCCAACUCCAAAAUUUUAUUGUACACAAAAGCGACUGGACUAACUUGGUGAUCACUCCAAACACAUCAGGGUCCUUUUUCGUGUCGCGAUUGUCCAAUACACUCGCAAACAUCCAUACACUCUAUCCAUAUUGUCACAUAUCGCGCGAGAAGAAUCCCUACUCGAGUGACUCCCCACCGUCACUGGUCCUUGCCCCGCCACCAUCAAUUCUCUUCUUCGCCCAUUUCAAUACCUACCAGUUUUAUUAUCUACACAUUCAAAGCUCGCUUACUCUACUUUGAAUCCACCGAGAAUUAUUGCCAAUACUGAAUUAUUUCUUUCAGUAUCAGAUUUCUUCUGAUAGACUUUCUAAACACCCUCGCCUCCCACCCUCGACCUUUUCCUCAGGCGCAAACGCAGGCAUGGUUGACCAAAAUAAUAAGCCCACCGAGGGCGUCGAGGCUGCGGUCGAAGCCCCCGAGGGAGUUAACAAUGAAUCUCUAAUUACCAACGAUACGCCCGAGGUCCAACAGGCUGCCGAUGCCAAGGCCGAGGAACAUAGCGAGAAGGACAUUGUCCAGGACGGCGCUGGGGAUGUUAACCAAGACACUGCCCAAGUCCAAGUCAAUGACGGAGAGACCACUGAUGCGCCCGAAACCAUCAAAGAUGGUGUCGAGGAGAAAUCUGAGAAGGUCACUCAAGAGCCUUCCUCUACCAAAGAUACUCCCAAAGAAAUGUUGAAAGUCACCAAGAUGGGCAGCAGGCAGAGAUCAGAUGCCUCUGUUCUUCCAGAUUCGGAUGAUCCCAAGGCCAUUCGUAAACAGGUGGAAUUUUACUUCAGCGACAGCAAUCUGCCCACUGAUAAGUUUCUGUGGGAGAAGACGGAUGGCGAGAACAACAAGCCCGUGUUACUCUCCUUACUGUGCAGCUUCUCUCGAAUGCGUCGAUUCAAACCUUACUCGGCCGUGGUUGAGGCCCUCAAGGCUAGCAAACACCUCGUAGUAGAAGGCUCGGAAGGUGAAGAAACAGUCCGUCGAAAGCAACCUUACAUCGAAGCGGAUGAUAAGCAGCGCGAGGUCGAUGAGCGCAGCACCUAUGUUAAGGGAUUUGGUGAAGAGCAAUCGUCUACACAAUUUGACGUUGAGGCAUUCUUCACUCAAUUUGGAGAAUUUAAGUCAAUUCGUCUUCGACGUACCUCCCCUGCUGAAAAAAGCAUCUUCAAAGGCUCCGUAUUCGUUGAGUGGGCCGACAAGGAGACCGCUGACAAAUUCCUGGCGUUGGAACCUAAGCCCCUUUGGAAGGAACAUCCAAUGAAGUUUCUCUCCAAGGUUGAAUACAAGAAGUUGAAGGCCCAGGAAAUUCGUGAUGGCAAGGUGCAGAUGAAAGGUGGAAACCAAUUCGGAAAUCGUGGUCAGCGCGGUGGCAGAUUUGGACGAGGAGGCCCCCGCCAGUCUCGAGGCAAUCAUCGAAACUCAGAUUCCAAUGAUUGGAAGAAGCGUCGCGAUGACGAUCAACGAAAUGGAAACAACGACCGUGGAGGCCGCCGUGACCGUGGUGGCCGAAGCCGUGGCCGAGGUCGAGGCAACGGCCGUGGACGUGGCAGAGAUCGUGGCCCGAAUGAGAAUGGUCGCGCAACGGAAGACCAGGCCAUUUCUCGUGAAAAUGAACGACCUACGAUUCAUACGAGUAAGGAGGGAGAAAAGAUCAUGAAAGAAUCCAAUGGAAAGCGUGCUCGGGAGGACGAUGCUGCCACAAGUGUCCCACCAGCGAAGAAGGUAGAUGUCAAAGAGGCUUGAGGCAACCCCCCAUGAACGGCCACAGAUUACUGAUUAUUUAAAAUGCACGAAUGAUGCAUCUUGUUUACAUUACAUCACUUCGUCUCAACAGUUGCUCCACAUACACCCAUAUACACACUUCCAGGACGAAUACGGCAGUGGUUCGGUAUAGCUCGGAUGAGGCGUUUCACGGCAUUUCUUUUACAACUACAUACAUUAGGCAGAUUCAUCAACAAUGAUAGUUGCUAGGUACUUUACUAAAUCUAAAUCAACGACUGCAAAUAGAUUUUGAAU